UUUAAGCUGUUUUAAAUAUUUAAUUACAUUAAUAUAUUUAAUUAUAUUAAUUUUGUUGUAUAAAUCUUGAAGCAUGUAAAUGAGGACAUGACUGUUUCAUAUAUACUUGUCUAUAAAAAUAUAUAAAAUUAUUGAAAAACUCAGACGAUAUAUUUUAUAAAAUGUUGAUGCUUCUGUGUACAAUAAUUUGUGAAUCAUGAUGCUGAGAAAAGUGUUUUGUCCUUUAACUAAACUUCCAUUAACACAGAUCUAUAAACACUGUUGUUUUAAUAUACUCGGAUCUAAAAUGAGCAGCAAAAACUCCAAAACUGAUAGCUCAGACUUAAUCUUUUCUGAGGAAGAUAAAGAGAAAAUACUCAAUAUUAUAAAUCGCAAAAGUAAAGAAGAUCUGUUACAGUAUUCUAUCACUGAGAAACGUGUAAAGAAUUUAGAAUUAUAUCGCACAGACAAUGGACCUUACGUUUCGCUAGAGGAUCUACUGAAAGUGAAAGGUAUGAACAACAAAUGUUUAUACAAGUUUUACAAAUCGAUUAUAAGUGGCAAGAAGAAAGGUUUGAAAAAAAUUAAAAAGGGUUUGGUGUUAACGCCACAAACGACCUGGGAUGACCAGAAGGACGUCAAUACAGUAUUGGGUAUUUACGUAGGACAGGACAUGGUCAGCUGGGCACUGUUGAAUCGCGAUUGCAAAGUGUUACAGUGGAGUUUCAAAUCCUUUCCCGAAAAUGAAUCGAGAAAGAAUAUUCAUUCUUUACUUCAAAUGACAAUACCGAUUGCAGCUACUUUACCGAAAGCUGAUCGAUAUAUAAUGCAAGAAAUCACUCGCGGUUAUCUGUUAAGUCGCAAAUCUUAUGACCAUUACGUGCAACACUCUAUAAUAAACGCCAUCAUUAUGUCGUAUCGAGCAACGUUAAGUUAUAAAUUAGACAAUAACAUAGACUUCGUAGCGCAAAAUUGUUUUAUACUUCGGCAGUAUAUUUUACGAAAGAUUUACGGACUUGUACUUGAUAACGAAGUUUUAUCCACACAAUAUAUGAUGCAAAAGUUGCUGCAGGAGAGCGACGGAUUGAUGAAAAAUCAGGAACGGUUGCCGAAUGUGUUAAUAAAUUCAGAUUUAAGAAAUAUGUAUAAUGAACAAAGUCAUGUUUAUAAAGAGCAAAUUGGUUGGUCGUUAUUGAUAGCGCUAGCUUUCAUGGAAUUGAUCGUACAUCAAAGGACCGAUAUGAUGAUUCGCAGCCCUGAGUAAACUAUAAAAUAUGUUCCUAUCAUAAAGCGAAUGAAACAACUGGGACACAAAAGAUGUUGUUACCGGUAAGAUUACUUCAUAAAAAUUAGAAAUAAAUUGAUACGGUAAAUUAACAAUGAAAAAAAAAAUAAGUUUAAUUCAAGUUUUAUUCAACAGGAAAAUAGUCAAUACUCUAAAAAUCUAAUUGCGUCCAACGAUUGUGCGACAUUUGUAUGUGAGAAAAAAAUGAACAUGUAUAAAAAACAAAAUAUGAAAUUAUAGAAAAUAUUUAACAAAACUUGAUGUAAAACUUUUUCCAAUAUCUUUUCGAUCAAGUUAAAGAUUCUGGAAAAAUAUUUCUCGCUUGAUAGCAUAAAUUGAAAAAAUAAUUAUUUUGAUAUUUUUUUUCUUUAAUUGUACGAGGUAUGAUACUAAUUACGGGUACAAAUACGAUUUUGUUUCAUGUAGUCAUUUGAAUAAACGCGUGACAAAAAAGCAUUUAUAUAGAUAUACAAGAAAUAUUAAAAACAAAAAAGAUGUUGAAAGAACUUACAUUCUUUUUCUUUCUGCAAAAUAUUGUUGAAAAAAAUUGACGUUAACAAUCGAUAUUUGUAAUAUGUGUAAAAAUAAUUACAGAUUGGUUUCUAAAUAAACAAUUCCAAGUAUCAUUAAUUCUAAAACAUAAUGGACGAAGAACAAUCGCUGUUUACAAAUAUUGUCAGUUGUUAUAGCAUCUUUGUGUUAUGAUUCUCAGUAUAACAAUAAAUCGACGAGAAACAAAACAAACCGCUAAUUACUAAGCAUUAUAAUAUACCACUGUAAAGCAUUGCAAUAAAUCUUUACAAUUGUCUGAUA
Pseudomyrmex gracilis is the source of this 2077-nucleotide messenger RNA. RefSeq lists its product as uncharacterized. Gene Ontology annotation, biological process: transcription elongation by mitochondrial RNA polymerase; mitochondrial transcription. Gene Ontology annotation, molecular function: DNA polymerase processivity factor activity. Lineage: Eukaryota; Metazoa; Arthropoda; Insecta; Hymenoptera; Formicidae. Gene Ontology annotation, cellular component: mitochondrial nucleoid. The transcript is spliced from 6 exons. The record is from RefSeq and is a predicted model, not a curated record. Bases 197 to 1243 code for a protein of 348 amino acids.